Molecule: messenger RNA, 27239 nt
Organism: Coregonus sp. 'balchen'
Lineage: Eukaryota; Metazoa; Chordata; Actinopteri; Salmoniformes; Salmonidae
Source: the annotation of a GenBank genome assembly
AUGGAGCGCAGGUGUCCCGUUGUCAUCGCCGACAGGCUCAUUGAUCAAAGGCUUCUCGAGGAGCGGAGCUGUCGUCCCUCAGGCUCCAGCGGCCUAUCCGAGGAUCUUCCUCGAACAGACACUUCCUGUCAGUGGCGAUCUCACUUCCUCACGGCUCUCCUUUCUCCCUGCCGGGCCACGAUGAGAGAAGCUGGGCACGAGAACGAGACAAAGGAGAGAGAGAGAAAAUGUUUUUCCCCUCUUAUCCGCCCUACAACAUGCCCUGGACUCAAUAUUUGUAAAGCAUUCAUUAUUUGUGGUUGACCUAUUCAUUAUGAAGUGAUGUACACAUUAUAUUUACACACCCUCACUUCCCAAAAGUCAAAGGUUCAGGGACGUUGUUGACCAUAUAGGCUAAUUAAUGUAGCGUGGCUGGGAAUAGGCAUACAGAGGAGUGGGUUGUCCUUGUGUAACAGUGUCAGUAAAUGACAGUGUGCUCACUGCUCACGCACAUCAACUCACACCUGCUCAGAUAGGUGCUGCCAAAACCACUUUGAUAGGAGCAGAGGGGCACUCACACCCUCAGCACAUAAAGCCAUUGAAGUGAUAAUGACAGUGUCACGCCCUGGCUCUGGGGACUCUUUAAUGUUGAGUACUUAGGCAGCCUGUUUUGCACAGUUGAUUGUGGGAUCUUGUUCUGUAUAGGUUUGUGUUGGUGAACCUUUAGACUUCACGUAUCGUUUUGUUGUUUUAUUGUUGGUGUAAAGUACUCAUUAAAAGAUGUACGCCUAUCACGCUGUGCCUUGGUCCACUGAUGACGAAUAUCGUGACAGAAGAUCCCACCAUACAAGGACCAAGCAGCGUGUGCAGGAGCAAACGCCGGGUAAGGAGCUGGAGAGGUUGGCGAUGGCCCAGGUGGGCCAAUGGUGGUCCUGGGAGGACAUGUUCGCGGGCAAAGGGCCAUGGGCUAAAGUUAAAGCGAGAGAGGAGGUACCGCGCCAACAGUGUCGUCGUCGGACAGGCGAGAGGCAACCCCAAGACAUUUUUUUGGGGGGGCACACGGCAUGGACGACGGGGCUGCUGGAGGCAGCUACAGGGCGAGUUUGUGGACUAGGAGAGGAGGCCACCAGGUUAAGGGGGCCAUUGGUCAGGAGGGAGAAGGAGAGUGUGGAGGCACGGAGAGAGGAACUGAGUAGGCAGCAGAGGGAGCGGAGGUUUAUGAGGAAACCUAGUCCCGCUCCUCGCACCAAGCAAGUGGUGUGUGUCACCAGUCCGGUCCGGCCCGUUCCUGAUUCCCGCACAAGGCCAGUGGUGUGUGUUCCCAGUACGGUCAGGCCCAUUCCUGCUCCCCGCACUAAGUUAGUGGUGCGUGUUCCCAGUACGGCCCAACCCGUUCCUGCUCCCCGCACUAAGUUAGUGGUGUGUGUUCCCAGUCCGGCCCGACCCGUUCCCGCUCCCCGCACUAAGUUAGUGGUGCGUGUUCCCAGUCCGGCCCGACCCGUUCCCGCUCCCCGCACUAAGUUAGUGGUGCGUGUUCCCAGUACGGCCCAACCCGUUCCUAAUCCCCGCACCAAGCCAGUGGUGCGCGUCGCCAGCCCGGUCCGGCCUGUUCCUGCUCCCCGCACCAAGCCUGUGGUGUGCGUCGCCAGCCCGGCCCGGCCCGUUCCUGCUCCCCGCACCAAGCCAGUGGUGCGCGUCCCCAGCCCGGGCCGGCCUGUUCCUGCUCCUCGCACCAAGCCUGUGGUGCGCGUCGCCAGCCCGGUCCGGCCUGUUCCUGCUCCCCGCACCAAGCCAGUGGUGCGCGUCGUCAGCCCGGUCCGGCCCGUUCCUGCUCCCCGCACCAAGCCUGUGGUGCGCGUCGCCAGCCCGGUCCGGCCUGUUCCUGCUCCCCGCACCAAGCCAGUGGUGCGCGUCGCCAGCACAGUUCGGCCUGUUCCUGCUCCCCGCUCCCCGCACCAAGCCAGUGGUGCGCGUCGUCAGCCCGGUCCGGCCCGUUCCUGUUCCACCUGUGCCUGGUCGGCACCGGUCAGCUGCUCCACGCCGGAGCCAGAGCAAUCCGCUCCACCGGUGUUCAGUCCAGCUCCGGCCAGCAGGGCCAGACCACGAGGGCGAGAGAGAGAGUGGUGGUCACGCCCGGAGCCGGAUCCGCCUCCGAGGCGGAAUGCCUACCCGGCCCCUCCCCUGUGGUGUUUGGUUGGCGCGGUCGCAGUCCGCGCCUUUGGGGGGGGGGGGGGGGGGGGGGGUACUGUCACGCCCUGGCUCUGGGGACUCUUUAAUGUUGAGCCAGGGUGUUAGUUCCUAUGUUUAGUUGUUCUAUGUGUUUAUUCUAGAUCGUUUAGAUCUAUGUUGGCCAGGGUGGGUCCCAAUCAGAGGCAGCUGUAGCUCGUUGUCUCUGAUUGGGAACCAUACUUAGGCAGCCUGUUUUGCACAGUUGAUUGUGGGAUCUUGUUCUGUAUAGGUUUGUGUUGGUGAACCUUUAGACUUCACGUAUCGUUUUGUUGUUUUAUUGUUGGUGUAAAGUACUCAUUAAAGGAUGUACGCCUAUCACGCUGCGCCUUGGUCUGCCUCUUACAACGAUUGUGACAGACAGUCGUAACAACAUCAAAAACAUAAUCAUAAUAAUGAUAAUACUUAUAGAGUGAUUAUCAUAAAUUAUGCUCAAACUUAACAGAAUAUUGAUAGUUACAUGGGAGGGUUGAUCACGAUACAUUAAAUUAGAUAAGAUCAAAUGAAAAAGCUUUCAAAGAGACUCGCAAAAAGAAACACAUUUCGCAUAGUUUCCCAGUAAAAAGAGUGCCAGUAUUUUGUAGGUUUUACUGAGAAAGCUCUUUCACCACAGUAACCAGUGUUUUUGUAGCAGCUGUGGACUCAAUGAGUCAGUCACUAACAUACUCAACGAACUCUUUAACCCUCCACUGGUUCUUUAUGAAUGGAUGGUGUAUUGCCUCCAUAAGGAUCAUGUCAUAUUUUAUACACACUAUACAGUAUAAUAUAAACGUUGGUUUACUUUCUACACUGUAGUGUACAUGAUUUGUCUAUUUUACUAUUUAGCCAGUGUAAAAAGCUUUCUAUCCACCAGAUUGAUACUCUUAUCUUCUCAUGUUUUGAAGGGAACCAUGUUUUAACACCUACUCGCCAUACCUUACUUCAAUGGGAAUGCCAAAGCCUCUGUUUCUACGUCCAAUAUGAUUUGACACUGUUCUGGUGGUCACACAUUUACGGAUCACUCGCUCAUUAGUGUACACACCUGUACACACACACUGUACCCAAUGUACACAUGCAUCAAUACACUUACACACUUACAGGUGACAAAGGAAGCAGGAAAAUGACCUCUUGAGACCGGUGUCUCAGGCGCCAGAGAAUAGUGAAAUAUUAUAGCCAAACACAGAUGAAUAGAUAUAUGAAUAAUGGAGGAAGUAUACCCUAAAUGGACAGUUAACACUAUUUAUUUUUUACUCAGGACAUGAAACUGCUGAGCCAUCAAAGAACAAUCAGCGUGAUGUUAAAGACUGCUGUCACAACUUCCUCCGAGGCUGCCUCCUCUCCUUGUUCGGGCAGGCUUCGGCGUUUGUCAUCACCGGCCUUCUAGCCACUGCCGCUCCUCAACUCAUCAUUCCAUUUGUUUUGUCUUGUUGAUUACACACACCUGGUUCAUAUCCCCUCAUCAGUACCUGUAUAGGUGUUCCCUCUGCCCCCUUGUCUUUGUGUGUGAUUGUUUAUUGUGAGGAUAGUGAAGCUCGGUGGAGCUCCUUGUAUUUUGUAUUCCCCGGGUUAUUUUCUGCGUACUCUGUAUUCCGGAAUAAAUCCUGUUAUUCUGUGAUUUACCCUCUUGCGCCUGACUCUUUCAAAUCACCCAUCACAGAAUCACACACCCGCCAUGUAGUCAGCAGGAGAGGAGCACAUGUCUGGAGUCGUGGCAUGGGUCCGGGAGCAUUCAACGAUGCUAGCCAGCUUGGGAGAAGCGAUGGAUCGGGUUCUCCAGGUCGUCCAACGCUUGGAGAGGAUAGGACCCGAUCUGUCAGGACCAGAUGAGCGACCGGAUCCAGCCACCCACAUCCCAGCACCCAGAGGGAUCCAGAUAUCCCAACCAUAGGAUUUUGACGGGACAGCUGCUCUCUGCCAGGAAUUCCUCCUACAACUGGAGCUAUAUUAUUCGAACAUCAGCCCGGCCCCAUCCACCCGAAGGUAGAGAGGGGGGCGAGCGGCUGGUCCACCUGAGGCAGGGAACGAGGACCGCGCAGGACUUCGACCUGGAGUUUCGGACUCUAACGGCUGGGUCCGGGUGGAACGAGCGGGCCCUCAUCGACCACUUCCGAGGACGUCCGAAGGGAGCUAGCCUGCCGGGACACCAUGUUGUCCUUCAAUCAACUGGUGGACAUGGCCAUCUGGUUGGACAACCUGCUGGAUGCUAGAGGACGUCCUGGAAGGAGCCUGCCCGUUCCAUCCCCCCCUAACCCGGAUCACGAGCUGAUGGAACUGGAUGGAGCAGCGAUCUGGGAGAGCAGAGGAUGACAGCGCCAGUGUCACUCUAGUGGAACGAGAGGACAUUCUCCUGCACGCUGUCGUUGGCGUUCUUUUGGGUCUGGAGGUGGCAGACAGGGCACUCUCGUGUCACCCCAGGUAUCGAACACCCACACUCGUUCAGAGGCCUCUGCUGCGCACUGUACCCUACCCAUCCACUUUCCUGACUACACAGUAGUUCCCCAGUGUAAGGCGCUGGUCAAUUCAGGCGCAGCUCUGAACUUUAUGGACAUGUCAUUUGCACAUAGUCUAGGCAUUACAUUGGUUCCCCUAUCCAUUCCACUCCCCAUCAGAGAACUUGACAGUCGACCACUAGGGUCCGGGUUCGUUAGGGAAGUUACAGCAACAGUCACUAUGGUUACACAUGAGACCCAUAGUGAGCAAGUCACCUUUUUUAUUAUUAAGUCUCCUGAUUUCCCUGUUGUGUUAGGUCUUCCCUGGUUAGCACUACACAACCCCACCUUUUUAUGGCCACAGAUGGUUCUCACGGGGUGGUCGCGAGAGUGUCAGGGUAGGUGUCUAGGUGUUUCUGUUGGUGCAACCACGGUGGAAAGUCCAGACACUACCUUGUAGUAACCCCUGUCGCAUGCUGAAACUGAGGCGAUGGAGAAAUACAUCUCCGAGUCCCUGCGUCAGGGGUUCAUACGUCCCUCCAUUUCGCCCGCCUCCUCAAGUUUUUUGUGAAGAAGAAAAACGGAGGUCUGCGCCCUUGCAUUGAUUACCAAGCACUGAACAAGGGGACAAUACAAUAUAGUUAUCCUCUACCCGUCAUUCCAUCUGUGAUCGAGUCAAUGCAUGGGGCGCGCUUCUUCCCAAAUUAGAUCUCCGGAGUGCGUACAACCUGGUGCGUGUCCGAGAGGGGGACGAGUGGAAGACAGCAUUCAGCACAACCACGGGGCAUUAUGAAUACCUGGUGAUGCCCUACGGUUUGAUGAAUGCUCCAUCAGUCUUCCAGUCCUUUGUGAACGAGGUGUUUCGGGACAUGCUUGGUCGCGGUGUAGUGGUCUACAUCAAUGACGUUCUGGUGUAUUCCGCUACGUGCGCCGAGCAUGUGUCCCUGAUUCGCAAAGUGCUGGCCCGACUGUUGGAACAUGACCUUUAUGCCAAGGCAGAAAAGUGUCUGUUUUUCCAACAGUCCGUCACCUUCCUCGGAAUACCGCAUUACCACCUCAGGUGUGGAAAUGGAGGGAGAUCGCAUUUCAGCCAUGCGUAAUUGGCCAACUCCAACCACGGUUAAGGAGGUGCAGCGCUUUAUUGGAUUUUCCAACUACAAUCUGAGGUUUUUCCGGGGCUUUGGCAAAGUCGCAGCUCCCAUCACAUCUCUGUUGAAGGGUGGGCUGUCCCGGCUCCGCUGGUCUGCUGAGGCUGACAGGGCCUUCAGUAACCUGCCCCGGUACUGGCCCAUCCCAUCACUACCGUUCGUAGUCGAGGUGGAUGCGUCCGAGGUAGGGAUAGGCCCUGUCCUAUCUCAACGCUUGGGCAUGCCACCCAAGCUCCGCCCCUGUGCCUUCUUCUCCAAGAAGCUCAGCCCGACAGAGCAGAACUACGACGUUGGUGAUCGGGAGCUGUUGGCUGUUGUCCGAGCCCUGACUGUGUGGAGGCACUGGCUCAAGGGGGCGAAACAUCCUUUCCACGUCUGGACGGACCACUGUAACCUGGAGUACAUCCGGGCAGCGAGGAGGCUGAACCCUCGCCAGGCUAGGUGGGCCCUAUUCUUCACCCGGUUUGAUUUUACUCUAUCAUACAUUCCGGGUACGAAGAACAUGAAGGCAGACGCACUGUCACGGCUGUACGACACAGAGGAGAGGCCCAUAGACAACACCCCCAUACUCCCUGCCUCCUGUAUUGUGGCACCGGUAGUAUGGGCGAUGGAUGCGGACAUAGAGCGGGCGUUACGCACAAAGCCAUCACCACCUCAGUGUCCAGCUGGGCUGCAGUACGUGCCGUCUCUUGUCCGUGACCGUCUGAUCUAUUGGGCACACACGUCACCCUCCUCUGGUCACCCAGGUAUCGGUCAUAUAGUGCGCUGCCUGACCGGAAAGUACUGGUGACCUACCUUGGCUAAGGACGUGAGGGUAUAUGUCUCCUCCUGCUCGGUGUGCGCACAGAGUAAGGCACCUAGGCACCUCCCAGCGGGUAAGUUACAGCUCUUACCAGUUCCACAACGGCCAAGGUCACACUUGUGUAUUGACUUCCUUACUGAUCUUCCCCUCUCUCAAGGUAACACCACCAUCCUGGUCGUUGUGGACCGCUUUUCCAAAGCCUGCCGCCUCCUUCCUCUGCCCAGUCUCCCCACGGGAGAGGCCCUGUUUAGACUGCGGAGGCCCUGUUUACACACAUCUUCCGGCACUACGGGGUGCCAGAGGACAUAGUGUCUGACCGGGGUCCCCAGUUCACAUCCAGGGUCUUGAAGGCGUUCAUGGAACGUCUGGGGGUCUCGGUCAGCCUGACCUCUGGUUUUUGCCCCGAGUCUAAUGGGAAGGUGGAACGGGUGAAUCAGGAUGUGGGUAGGUUCCUGCGGAACUACUGCCAGGACCGGACGGGGGAGUGGUCGGUGUUCUUGCCAUGGGCCGAAUAUGCCCAGAACUUUCUCCGCCACUCCUCUGCUAACCUAACGCCAUUUCAAUGUGUUUUAGGUAAUCAGCCGGUUUUGGCACCGUGGCAUCAGAGCCAGACCGAGGCUCCUGCGGUGGAUGACUGGUUUAGGUGCGCGGAGGAGAUGUGGAAAGCUGCUCACGUCCACCUCCAACGCGCCGUGCGUCGCCAGAAGGUCAACGCUGACUGCCACCACAGUGAGGCCCCGGUCUUUGUACCGGGUCAUCAGGUCUGACUUUCGACCCGGAAUCUGCCCCUCCACCUGCCUUGCCGGAAGCUGAGCCUGCAGUUUGUGGGGCCGUUCAAAGUCCUGCGAAGAAUAAACAAGGUUACUUAUAGGUUAUUACUCCCUUCAGAUUACCGUCUUAACCCCUCGUUAUAUGUCUCUCCUCAGGCCAGUGGUGGCUGGUCCGUUCCAGGAGUCUGAGGUGCGGGAGGUCCCUCCACCCCCUCUGGAUAUUGAGGGGGCCCCGGCUUACUCCGUCCGUUCCAUCCUGGAUUCGAGGCGUCGGGUGGGGGGCCUUCAGUACCUCGUGUAGUGGGAGGGGUACGAUCUGGAGGAGCGGUGCUGGGUCCCGGUGAGGGAUAUCCUCGAUCCCUCCCUGUUGCAGGAUUUCCACCGUCGCCAUCUGGCUCGCCCUGCUCCGCGUCCUCCUGGUGGUCCCUGAGGCCGGUGUUGGCGCGCUGCUGGAGCUGCUUGUCAAGGGGGGUGGGUACUGUCACGACUUCCUCCGAGGCUGCCUCCUCUCCUUGUUCGGGCAGGCUUCAGCGUUCAUAGUCACCGGCCUUCUAGCCACUGCCGCUUCUCAUCUCAUCAUUCCAUUUGUUUUGUCUUGUUGAUUACACAAACCUGGUUCAUAUCCCCUCAUCAGUACCUGUAUAAGUGUUCCCUCUGCCCCCUUGUCUUUGUGUAUGAUUGUUUAUUGUGAGGAUAGUGAAGCUCGGUGGAGCUCCUUGUAUUUUGUAUUCGCCAGGUUAUUUUCCCCGUGUGCCUUGUUGGUUACAGUGUGCCUGUUUUGCUCACUGGACUGUUUUGACGCUUUACUGCAUAUUCUGUAUUCCAGAAUAAAUCCUGUCAUUCUGUGAUUUACCCUCCUGCGCCUGACUCCUUCAAAUCACCCAUCACAAGUGCUCUAUUCACAACCGUAUAUGAAACUGCUUUUUGUGUGUGUGCUUCGAUGAGCAGUAAGGUUCUGUUUAGGGCUGUUACGGUGACCGUAUUACUGCCAAACCGGUGGUCACGAGUCAUGACGGCAGUCAAAUUCCACGUGACCGUUUAGUCACGGUAAUUAGGCUUCUCCAAGCUCUGAUGCUGCUGACGGUCAUUAGUAGCCUACCAAACUUGCUGACUGCCUGGUCCUCAGCACUCUAUUGUCCCUCUAAUCACUCUGACAUCAAUGCAAAUGUAAUUGAAAAUCUAAUCAAACACUUGAGAGCCCAUGAGCUGAUGGUGCUCAACAUUUACAUUUUUUUACAUUUUAGUCAUUUAGCAGAUGCUCUUAUCCAGAGCGACUUACAAUUAGUGAGUGCAUACAUUAUUUAUUUUUAUUUUUUCAUACUAGCCCCCCGUGGGAAUCGAACCCACAACCCUGGCGUUGCAAAUGCCAUGCUCUACCAACUGAGCUACAUCACUGCCAGCCAUUCCCUCCCCUACCUGGACGACGCUGGGCCAAUUGUGCCCCAUGGGUUCUAUAGGCUAUGCAAUUGCAUGAGAAAACAGAGUGAUGGCCUCUAUUAAAAAGAGGAGGAUCCCAUCAGCUUUCUAUAGGCUAGGCCUACUAUAUUUAUUUCUCAACUUUCCUAAUAUUAAGCACAUUACUUCUCUUCAAAACAGGAGUAUAGCCCACCUGGCUGGCGUGAAAAUUAACCACGGAAAAGCAUCCUCCAUUCGCUAUUUAAGUGCAUAGACAUGUAUUUUUUUCAGCUGCCCCUGUUUCAAGACAGGCGCAUGAUAAUGGUACAUUCUAAUCAAAACACAUUUCACACAUGUAUUAUUUAGUAUAUGUAAAGACAAUAUUAAAUCAAGGAUAGUGUGAUGGUUGACCAUAUUAGCCUAUCACUUGUGAAUUAUAUAAUAUCACUUGUGAAUGAUGCCCAGCUUAAGGCAAACAGUGCAUGUUUUUUUGUGUGUGACUUUUUCAAAUCAUAGUCGUGCACCUCAUGUAGCCUAGCCCAUAGGCCUAUACAUUUUGAUAAGGUUUGUAUCACAACUAAAGUGGCCAAGUAACUUCUUAAAAUUAAGCACACUAAUCUGCUUUACAAAGGGUGCAUACGCAAGUCUAGGUCCAAAAGGCUCCUUAACAGCUUCUACCCCCAAGCCAUAAGACUGCUGAACAACUAAUCAAAUGGCCACCCGGACUAUUUACAUUGAUCCCCCCCCCUCUAAUGUGAAGAAAUAGCCUAAUAGUUUAUCAACAUUUUAAGCUAAACGUUGUCAUCUGUUGCAUCAGGCUCAUUGCUUAAAACUGGGUUUGUUAUCAUUUACAUUUUAGUCAUUUAGCAGACACUCUUAUCCAGAGCGACUUACAGUUAGCACAUACAUUAUUUUAUCAAACCCACAACCCUGGCGUUGCAAACGCCAUGCUCUACCAACUGAGCUACAUCCCCUGCCGGCCAUUCCCUCCCCUACCCUGGACGACACUGGGCCAAUUGUGCGCCGCCCCAUGGGUCUCCCGGUCACGGCCGGCUACGACAGAGCCUGGAUUUGAACCAGAAUCUCUAGUGGCACAGCUAGCACUGCGAUGCAGUGCCUUAGACCACUGCGCCACUCGGGAUUGUAUUAAUUUGGGAUCUAUUGAAUCCCACAACUGUCCCAGACUAUGUUUGGAAUAUUUAUUUCUCGCCCAGAAUAGAAUAGGUCAACUUUUGUACUAUGGGGGAUAGUAGAUUGACAUAGGCUAGUGAUUUUACUGUUUGUUAGGCCUAAUCUUGUUGGCUGACGAAAAGUAAAUGUGGACAGUUCUUCCAAUAUCUUCAAUAUGCACCUCGGAAUUGGAUAAGGACGCGCGCAGUUGCGUCCCGGAUGUGUCGGUCUUCACUUGUAGCCUGUGAGAAAGAUGCAAUCAUGUGACUGAGAGCCAUGUGAGUGAGAGGUGAUGGAGAGUCAUGUGAGUGUGAGGUGCUUCGGAAAUUAUAAUUAUUAUAUUCAGCCCAAGGGCACAACGGCCACUGGCCGCAAAAGGCAUGGAUUUUUUUAGGGGGGGAUUAUGGCCACACAAAGGGGAUGCAGCCAGGAAAUUCAAGGCAUUAUCAAAUACUUGUCAAAUUGUGAAUGAGAGACUGAUGAAGUGUGUACAGCCUGCGCAAAAACAAAAAGCAGAGCUCAUGCCUUUCAUGUGACUUUUUUCAAAUCAUCAUUAAAGUCGCAUCUUGCAGCCUUAGAAUGUAUUAAAAAUCAAACAUAUAGCCCAACAUUUGUAUCACAACUAAAGUUACUUAAAUAACUCUAAGUUAAGCAUAUAGCAGUACCUGUUUCUUUGUUAACUGCUCAACACACAAUAGCCGCAUGUGCGCAAUACCUCAAAUCGUUUGGAGAAAAUAUCCUUUCUAUGUUCAAUUGUAUUCUUCAUAGUAUAAAAUAAUAUAAAAUAAUGCCAUGGAAUUCUAAGCAAAUCUUGUCUGCUAGUGUAGCCCACAGCCAUAUGGCAUAGUCAGAUCAGGGCCUAACAUAAGGACAACUCAGAGUAUGCUAUUCUGUUCUUCUGAAAUAGACUACAUUUUCUUCAUAUCAUGUUUCUUUAGACCUGUCUAAAAUAAAUAAUGGAUUUAUUGUGAUGGUGUAGGCUAUAUUACAUAGAUUUAUUAGACUUUAUAAAAUGUAGAUGUUCCAAAGGUCAGCAUCAGUGGCUUGUAGGCAGGAGAUGCUAAAUGUGUUUAUGUUAAUUAACGGCCCUUGCUGUCUCUGCCGGGCCGGUUCCCCUCUCCACUGGGGUUCUCUGCCUCUAACCCUGUUGCAGGGGCUGAGUCACUGGCUUGCUGGUGCUCUUUCAUGCCGUCCCUGGGAGGGGUGCGUCACUUGAGUGGGUUGAGUUACUGACGUGAUCUUCCUGUCUGGGUUGGCGCCCCCCCCUUGGUUUGUGCUGUGGUGGAGACCUCUGUGGGCUAUACUCGGCCUUGUCUCAGGAUUGUAAGUUGGUGGUUGGGGAUAUCCCUCUAGUGGUGCGGGGGCUGUGCUUUGGCGGAGUGGGUGGGGUUAUAUCCUUCCUGUUUGGCCCUGUCCGGGGGUUUCUUCGGAUGGGGCCACAGUGUCUCCGGACCGCUCCUGUCUCAGCCUCCAGUAUUUAUGCUGCAGUAGUUUAUGUGUCGGGGGGCUGGGGUUAGUUGGUUAUACCUGGAGUACUUCUCCUGUCUUAUCCAGUGUCCUGUGUGAAUUUAAGUAUGCUCUCUCUAAUUCUCUCGUUCUCUCUUUCUCUCUGAGAACCUGAGCCCUAGGACCAUACGUCAGGACUACCGGGCAUGAUGACACCUUGCUGUCCCCAGUCCGCCUGGCCUUGCUGCUAUUCCAGUUUCAACUGUUCUGCCUGCGGCUACGAAACCCCUACCUGUCCCAGACCUGCUGUUUUCAACUCUAAAUGAUCGGCUAUGAAAAGCCAACUGAGAGACCUGAGCCCUAGGACCAUACGUCGGGACUACCGGCCGUGGUGACUCCUUGCUGUCCCCAGUCCGCCUGGCCUUGCUGCUAUUCCAGUUUAAACUGUUCUGCCUGCGGUUAUGGAACCCCUACCUGUCCCAGACCUGCUGUUUUAAACUCUAAUGAUCGGCUAUGAAAAGCCAACUGAGAUUUAUUCCUGAUUGUUAUUUGACCAUGCUUGUCACUUAUGAACAUUUUUGAACAUCUUGGCAUGGUUCUGUUAUAAUCUCCACCCGGCACAGCCAGAAGAGGACUGGCCACCCCUCAUAGCCUGGUUCCUCUCUAGGUUUCUUCCUAGGUUUUUGCCUUUCUAGGGAGUUUUUCCUAGCCACCGUGCUUCUACACCUGCAUUACUAGCUGUUUGGGGUUUUAGGCUGGGUUUCUGUACAGCACUUCGAGAUAUUAGCUGAUGUAAGAAGGGCUAUAUAAAAUAAAAUUGAUUGAUUGAUUGAACGGUCAGUUACUGUGAGACCAGCAGUUAUUUGAUUGACAAUCACUGGCUGUAAUGACCGCAACAGCCCUAGUUCUGAUCGAGCCAUUCAGACACAUUAUACAAUUAUUAUUGUGCAAUACCAUUUUAUUUGAUAGUACUUUACAAUUAAAAACACAUUAUUUUAUUUAAGCAACUAUUAAAAGCUUGACAUUUCGGCCUGAUGAUGGUUCUGAUGAAGGCCGAAACGUCAAGCUUUUAAAGUUUCUUAAAGAUGGAAUCCGCAGUAGGGGAAACAGCGCCACUGGCCACCCCACCACUGCAAAUGCAGUACAUAUUGUGCUCUUCUAAUGCUGUGCCAUGGGAAAAAACAGUUUGGUGUUUGCAGUAACUUAUUUGUUGUUGUAAUAUCGCAAAUGGGCGUGGCUGUUUCACCAUUAAGGAUUACAGAUUUAAAUAAAAUAAUGUUUUUAAUGGUGAGCGAGCAUCGCACCUUUUCCUUUAUUUUUAUUUUGUUAGAUUGGAUGAGUUUAUUUGUUUAUUAGUCACAUGUACAGGGUAUUUGUAAUUGCAGGGUACAGUGAAAUUCUUAGAAUGUCCCAGAGGGAAUGUCCACAGAGCAGCGGGGGUGGGGGGGGGGAGUGAGAAGUGAAUGAAACAAGGAUGAUACAAAAUUUGGUUGCACCUCAACUCGUUGGUUGAGCGCCCUCCACUUCUAUCCGUAUUUUACAGUAUCUGAAAUUAAUUUGAUAGAGAGCUGUGAAUGCUUGGUGAUACGGUACACUCAUCCAUUUCUAACAGACAAAAUCAAUGUUCCACCACAACCCCAGCUGACCCAUUUCAGGUAUAAGUCAAUAGCUCUCCACAAGAUUUAAUGAUGGCUGUUAUUGAGCAUUUAGUAUGCUAUUCAUUACUGUACUGUAAGAUUCAUAACACAUUUGUCUCUGGAGGGGGGUGUUGUGGUAGAAAUAUAAUUUAAUAGAAAUAGAAUGAGUAGAAUGGGAAAGCGUCUCAGACCACUGUAAUUUGAUUGCAACCUCAUUGACUUCAACCCAUUCUAGUAAUUAUAUUUCUAUGGUGGUUGGAUCCAGGAUCCAGGGGCUGGGAUGACAUUGGUCCAUACUAUAUUUGAGUGUGCAACUUUCUUUCUUUAUUGAAUGACUCUCUGUCAUAGAACUGUCAAUCCCCUCUGCUUUCUCUCCCCCUUCAGUCUUCCUCUCUAUCUGGGUCUAGCCAUGGGUGUUCCCUGGGUCCCUCUGCCAACAGACUCUUCCUUUUGUCUUGUCAGACUGGCUGUCCUUUGACAUCCUAGGAUUCCUAUAGCUUCUCAUUGUGGAAGUGAAAGACAGGACAGUUAUUCAAAGCAGGGUGAUGUGAGAUACCUCCCACUGGGCAGAAACUGGUUGAAUCAACGUUGUUUCCACAUAAUUUCAACAACAAAAUUCAAUGUGAUGACGUUGAAUCAACUUAGAAAAUUGAUUGGAAAAAGUCAUCAACGUAAGGGAAUUUUGUCAUUUUUUUAUCGAACUUUAAACCUAAAUCCAAUGACAGGGUGAAAUGUGUUGUUGAUUUCCUGUUGAAUUAAUGUUAGUUGAACUGACAUCUGUGCCCAAUGCGUUUGUUAGGGAGUGUUUGGACCUCUUGGGAAAUAAGACAAAACCUAAAUGAAUUCAACAAGAUUAUAAAUGUUUUAAAAGAGGCAAACACUCUUUCAAUACUAGAGAAUAAUAAUAAAUAUACUACUGUAUAUAUUUGUUCCCACUGUCAUGACACAGACUGGCUAAAUGCACCCCAAAGAGGUCUGGGAUAGACUACCACGUCUCUGCCAGUGUCAGACAGUCAGAAGUUGCGUCCUAAGUAGCACCCUAUUCUUUUAUAGUGCACUACUUUUGACUAGAGCCCUAUGGGGACUAUAUAGGGAAUAGGGUGCCAUUUGGGACGUACCCAGAAAGUUGAGGAAGUGCCAGCCAGGCAUCUAAUAACUUUCACACCAUCUUGAUUGGAUUAGCUUGCAAAGCUGGAGGCUGCAGUAACCUUUACACAUUUAUUUUGUAUUUUAUUUUACCAUUAUUUUACCAGGUAAAUUGACUGAGAACACAUUAUCAUUUACAGCAACAAUCUGGGGAAAAGUUACAGGGGAGAGGAGGGAGGAUGAAUGAGUCAAUUGGAAGCCGGGGUUGAUUAGCUGGCCAUGAUGGUAUGACGGCCAGAUUUGGAAUUUCACAUAACUUACCCAUGCUUUAGAAGACAAACUCCAUGGUUUUUGUAGGAUAUUGGUUAGCAGUAUGUGUUGUUUGGAACAAAGGGUUCUACACAUAGAAACUACAAGUGUACAGUGAGACAUUCUCUAUGUAGGCAAUCAUGAAGGAGAAUAUAUGAUGUAGAGUUGUAGCCUCCUACGGUAAUGAUAUGAGGAUUUGGUACCGAUCCUCUUCUCUCUCUUUAAACCCUAUUACAACACAGUUGUAGAAUAUGUAUAACCCCCUAUACUGUCCCUUACACGUACCUUCCCCUCUCCCUCUCUCUCCCUAUCAUACACCUUUUGCCUUUUAUAGUAUAGCCAUUCAAUUCCAGACCUCCAUAAUAAGCUUUGCCUCACUCUGUUCUCCAAGAUUUUCAAAUGCCAUGAGACAAAAACCUGAAUAGCAACAAACCUCAGACUCCUGGAAGUUAUAUUUUAUUAACCAUAUGUAGAAGGACAUGCCAAAACGUAUUAUGUCUGUGCCUUUCAAGACCAAUAUUUUAUUAUAUGUCUGGGAAUUUGUCUUUCAAUCGACUCUGUACCCUUUUUUCUCUCAAGCUGUCAAUGUGAAAAAUGUCUGGAGUAUUACAUUUUAUGUCACUCUUCAGUAUAAUAAGUUAAUUCAUAACCUCUCUAACUCCCUCUGUCUCCCCCCCCCCCCCCCCGUCCCCCCGUCCCCGUCUCCUUCUCUCUCUCAUAUGCAGCGUGUGGCUCAGGGUUCUUUAAGUCUUCCCAGGGGGACCACCUGUGUCUCCAGUGUCCCAUCAACAGUCGCACCACCAACGAGGGGGCCACCAACUGUGUGUGCCGCAACGGCUACUACCGCACCGACUCGGAUCCCCCGCAGAUACCCUGCACCAGUAGGUUUCUAGUCCUUACAGUACCACACACUCUCCAUAGGUGGUACUACACAGUGUUAAGGAAAGACACAGUAGAGAUUAUCAUACAACAGUCUAUUUAGUAGGCUUUUUGUGUAUAUAAGAAUAGUAUAAAAAUUCACAUUUUAAAUAAUGAAUUGACAAAUGCUCCCAGGACAUAAUGGGCCAUUAUCAAUUCUUCUGAGUUUUCAUUUUUUAUUUGAAUUUACUAACAGAAUCCAUCACCUCAACCCUAAUAAUGUAACGUAGGCCUUAUGUGUCAUUCACUAUAGAAAAAAGAACCUGCCUAGCAAAGACACAAUGAUUCUGAUAUAUUUUGUGCAUAAUGCAAUGAGCACAAACAAAAGUGCUAACCUCAAGCCAAAUCUAUUCAACUUUCACUUUUUUAUCAACACUCCAGCUCCACUUGUACAAGAAAUACCAAAGUGAUGCAUACUUCUAGGUGCCCAAGGGCCAAACAAGGGUUAUGUUUCAUUCUGGCAUGUGGUGGCCCUCUUUUGUAAAAGCACUGAACUGUUGGAAUGUCCCUUCCAUUCUCUUCCAUUGGUGCAACAGUCCGACAAGGACCUCAGAGAAAAUAGCCUGAGAGAUUUGCAUAAGCCUGUCCCUUAUGAAGGGGGCAGCUGUUUUGAAUUUGAAAAUGGGUUUGUGUCCCAAAUAGCACCCUAUUGCUUUUAUAGUGCACUACUUUUAACCAGAGCCCUAUGGGCACCCUAUGGGCCCUGGGGAAAAGUAGUGCACAAAAAAGGCAAUAGGGUGCCAUUUGGGAUGUAGCCAGGGCCACAAUGGAGAUGUGGCCCUCAGCGGUCUCUCGCUAAUUGAAGAGGCAGAAAUGAGCAUGCAGGGGCAUUCUUUGUGUCUCUCAGAUUCCAUCAGGACGCUAGUUAGCUAGCACACUGCUCUUUUAACCGCUCUCUCUUCCUUCUAUAGAAAUGUUGAUCUGAAGCCUGAUGGACUUGAAUAGAGCUCAUGCAAAUACUUUGGAGUCUUUGAAUUUAGUGUCAGAAUAAAAGUUAAAUAUCACAACAUUUCUAUUUGAAAUAUUUUGGACAUCAGAGCAACCUUGAGGGAAUCUUAUUUGAGUCAGAAAAAUAUGUUCAUAUGAUAGGGAAGAACUAUAAAACCUUGUAGAGAGCAUAUCCAACUGACUAUCUCUUAGAAAUAUAUAUAAACUAUUGGAACCAAGACUUAAAAAUAACUGAUGUUGGCACAAUAUGGAGGGAAAGUUGGAGCAAUAACUAACAAAAUUACAGUUAACGAAAAUGUACGCUUAAUCCAGGAUAGACCAAUGUAUAGAAUGUAUUAUACAAGAGACAAAAUUCACAAAUUCUAUAGCAUAACGGCAGAGUCAUGUCUUAAGUGUAAAACUAAUAAUGACUCAAUAAUCCAUGCUUUCUGGGAAUGCAAUAAAGUCCGGAAGUUGUGGGCGGAGCUAGAAAGUUGCCUGUCAGAACUAUUAACAAUGUAACCUUACUUUUAAUCUGUUUGUCUGCAUAUUUUAAGACAUGUCAUAUGGGGGUCUAGUGAGAUACCCGAUGGGUUGAACGAUUCUCUUUUCAUCACUCAUCUUGAAAAAACAUAUACUAAAAACUUGGAAAUCUAUCAAUCCGCAAUCAUUAACACAAAGGAAAAACCUAAUGAUUUAUUAUUUCAUUAUUGAAAGUGUGUGGGCUACGGAGAGAAACAAAAUGCAGUUUCAGGCCAUGUGGUGGAGAGAAAUGCAGGCACUGGAGAUGGGGGUGUGUGCUAGUGGGUCUGGGCAGGGGUGAUGUAGUUUAUGUUUGUAUGAUGUUGUCAUUUGUAUGUGUAUGUUUUGUAUUGUUUAUAAAAAACAAAAAUUAGUGUCCGAAUAUUGAAGUAUGUUGACGUGUGGAGACUAUAGUUUUGUAACCUACUGUAUACUACUCCAACCACACAGAGUUAAUUUAUUACAGAGUUAACCAGCAGUCAACAACCCUGAUGCUGGAGAGCUAUAGUACAGGGUGUGGGUUGUGUUGGAAUCUGACGCUGCACUCCCUGUAGCUCCUCAGGACCAGGUUUGAUGAUGACCACUGUCUGGAGUAUAAACCUCAUCAUCAGUGACCUUCCCUAAACUCUUCUUCAUCUCCCCCAUCUCCCCUGACAGCCAUCCCCUCCGCGCCCCAGAGCGUAAUCUCCAUCGUGAACGAGACGUCCCUGAGGUUGGAGUGGAGCACGCCACGUGAUGGCGGCGGCCGCGAGGACGUGGUCUACAACAUCAUCUGUAAGAGCUGUGGAGGGGGCCGGGGAGGCUGUACACGCUGCGGGGACAAUGUCCAGUUCAUCCCUCGCCAACUGGGCCUGACGGAGACCAGCGUCCACAUCACUGACCUGCUGGCCCACACACAGUACACCUUUGAGAUCCAGGCGGUCAAUGGAGUCUCCGACCAGAGCCCCUACUCGCCACACUACUCCUCAGUCAACAUCACCACCAACCAGGCCGGUAAGGGUAUAGUAUUCAGACAUGAUUUACAGCGUUAUUAGUUGAGGUUCAAGUUUCAAAUGGACUGGGUGUUAAGCAAUGUUGUUAUUAGGGUCAGGCUAAACACUUGCAACUCUCUGCCCUUAACACUGUAGUCUUUUCUCCACUGCACUAGCUGUCAGUCCUAAUUACUGUCUGGGAUAGGACUGUGAAAAGAGCAAACUCAGGUUCCCAUGAGCCCCAGUGUUUUUCUGGGGCUGCUGGGACCUGCAUGGCAGCAAUUACAGGCUAUAACCAAAAGCACUAAUGUUACAUAAACAUGCCCUAAUUAAGUCCUCAUUAGGAGAGGCCUUGUGUGUGUGUGUGUGUGUGUGUGUGUGUGUGUGUGUGUGUGUGUGUGUGUGUGUGUGUGUGUGUGUGUGUGUGUGUGUGUGUGUGUGUGUGUGUGUGUGAGUGUGAGUGUGAGUGUGAGUGUGUCUGCCUACUGAGUGAAUAUUUCAUAUCUCAGACUGAAAACAAAUACAUUAUUACUAUUAGUAUUUUCAGUGAAUGGGUGACUGUAAUAAUACUCAAUAAACCACCUGGGUGACUGUAAUAAUACUCAAUAAACCACCUGGGUGACUGUAAUAAUACUCAAUAAAUCACCUGGGUGACUGUAAUAAUACUCAAUAAACCAUCUCCGAUGUUCCUGGCUCUUUGUUCCUUGCUGCAUCAUUAGUCUUGUUCUUGAUUACCAGUUGGGUUUUGAAAGCUUCGUUCUGGUGUUGUGGUAAUGUCACUAACCUUAACCCUAACCCUUCUAUCCCUCUCUCUCUCUCUCUCUCUCUCUCUCUCUCUCUCUCUCUCUCUCUCUCUCUCUCUCUCUCUCUCUCUCUCUCUCUCUCUCUCUCUCUCUCUCUCUCUCUCUCUCUAUCAGCACCAUCGGCCGUGUCGAUCAUGCACCAGGUGAGCCGGACCCCUGACAGCAUCACUCUCUCCUGGUCCCAACCGGACCAGCCCAACGGCCUCAUACUGGACUAUGAGCUGCAGUACUAUGAUAAGGUGAAGUCAGUUGACAGGUAUUACUGCUGUAAUUCAAACAGUGAGCAGAUCCAGUCUUACACCCUGAGUGUGUAUGUGUGUGUCUGUGUGUGUGUCUGUGUCUGUGUGUUCCAGAGCAUGGCAGAGUGGAACUCAUCGGUGGUGCGCAGUCAGACCAACACAGCAGUCAUCCGUGGCCUGAAGCCCGGAGCUAUAUACAUCUUCCAGGUGCGGGCUCGGACCGUGGCCGGAUUCGGACGCUUCAGCGGAAAGAUGUACUUUCAGACCAUGACUGAAGGUAUGCCAUUCGAACCAGUGUUUUUCAAACACUUUUGAAUUAUCUUGCCCGGUAUAUGGUAUAGUCCCAAAAGUGCAACAUUACAGAGUAGGCCAACCUUGUAGAAGUUAAUAAGAGGAAUGGGUUUGUUUGGUUGUGUAUUUGCAGAGGAGUACAAGUCCAGCUUUCAGGAGAAGCUCCCCCUCAUAAUUGGCUCAGCUGCUGCAGGUGUGGUCUUCAUCAUCGCUGUGGUCGUAUUGGUCAUCGUCUGCAAUCGAAGAAGCUCUGAGAGACCAGAAUCUGAAUACACAGACAAGGUCCAGCACUACACCAGUGGCCACAGUGAGUAACAUGUUUUACAAUUGUAAUUAUAGAUUUUUAAACUAGGAUUAAUUUUGAUUGAUAUAAAUUCUCCUUCCUACAGACAACCUUCUAUCCGUGGGAAAUGUGUUGAAUAGUGGAGUGAAACAUUUGUUAAGGAAUAACGCUACCAUCCUGGAGACAGUGGUGACAUUACGAUUAGAUGUGAAAUACUGGGAGUUAAGGGUUACUACUGUAUCUAACCACCUGUAUCAGGUCUAAGCCCAGGCAAGGUUUUAGCUACUGUUGUAUGUAGCCAAUACGUACCCCCAGGCUCUAUAUUAUGCAUAGCCUCUGUUUUUUCUCUGUUUCUCCUUCCAAGUGUCUCCAGGAAUGAAGAUCUAUAUUGACCCCUUCACUUAUGAGGACCCCAACGAGGCAGUGAGGGAGUUUGCCAAAGAGAUCGACACCUCCUGUGUCAAGAUCGAGCAAGUCAUUGGCGCAGGUAAAAAAUCAACCGGUGAAGGUGAAAACCCUAUAUACAUUAUAACAUAUACAUUAUAACACAGAUUAAGCUUAGUCCUGGACUAAAAAGCAUUCUCAAUGAAGAUUUUCAGUUGAAAGCACUUUUUAGUCCAGGACUAGGCUUAAUCUGUGUCUGGGAAACAGUCCCAUAAAAGUUGAUAUUGAUUUACACUACCGGUCAAAAGUUCUAGAACACCUACUCAUUCAAGGGUUUUUCUUUAUUUUUACUAUUUUCUACAUUGUAGAAUAAUAGUGAAGACAUCAAACUAUGAAAUAACACAUAUGGAAUCAUGUAGUAACCAAAGAAGUGUUAAACAAAUCAAAAUAUAUUUUAUAUUUGAGAUUCUUCAAAUAGCCACACUUUGCCUUGAUGACAGCUUUGCACACUCUUGGCAUUCUCUCAACCAGCUUCAUGAGGUAGUCACCUGGAAUGCAUUUCAAUUAACAUGCGUGCCUUCUUAAAAGUUAAUUUGUGGAAUUUCUUUCCUUCUUAAUGCAUUUGAGCCAAUCAGUUGUGUUGUGACAAGGUAGGGGGGGUAUACAGAAGAGAGCCCUAUUUGGUAAAAGACCAAGUCCAUAUUAUGGCAAGAACAGCUCAAAUAAGCAAAGAGAAACGACAGUCCAUCAUUACUUUAAGACAUGAAGGUCAGUCAAUAUGGAACAUUUCAAGAACUUUGAAAGUUUCAUCAAGUGCUAUGAUGAAACUGUCCCUCAUGAGGACUGCCACAGGAAUGGAAGACCCAGAGUUACCUCUGCUGCAGAGGAUAAGUUCAUUAGAGUUACCAGCCUCAGAAAUUGCAGCCCAAAUAAAUGCUUCGCAGAGUUCAAGUAACAGACACAUCUCAACAUCAACUGUUCAGAGGAGACUGUGUGAAUCAGGCCUUCAUGGUCGAAUUGCUGUAAAGGAACCACUACUAAAGGUCAGCAAUAAUAAGAAGAGACUUGCUUGGGCCAAGAAACACGAGCAAUGGACUUUAGACCGGUGGGAAUGUGUCCUUUGGUCUGGAGUCCAAAUUGGAGAUUUUUGGUUCCAACCGCCGUGUCUUUGUGAGACGCGGUGUGGGUGAACGGAUGAUCUCCGCAUGUGUAUUUCCCACCGUAAAGCAUGGAGAAGGAGGUGUUAUUGUGUGGGGGUGCUUUGCUGGUGACACUGUCAGUGAUUUAUUUAGAAUCCAAGGCACACUUAACCAGCAUGGCUAGCACAACAUUCUGCAGCGAUACGCCAUCUCAUCUGGUUUGGGCUUAGUGGGACUAUCAUUUGUUUUUCAACAGGACAAUGACCCAACACACCUCCAGGCUGUGUAAGGGCUAUUUUACCAAGAAGGAGAGUGAUGGAGUGCUGCAUCAGAUGACCUGGCCUCCGCAAUCCCCUGACCUCAACCAAAUUGAGAUGGUUUGGGAUGAGUCGGACCGCAGAGUGAAGGAAAAGCAGCCAACAAGUGCUCAGCAUAUGUGGGAACUCCUUCAAGACUGUUGGAAAAGCAUUCCAGGUGAAGCUGGCUGAGAGAAUGCCAAGAGUGUGCAAAGCUGUCAUCAAGGCAAAGGGUGGCUAUUUUAAGAAUCUCAAAUAUAAAAUAUAUUUUGAUUUGUUUAACACUUUUUUGGUUACUACAUGAUUCCAUAUGUGUUAUUUCAUAGUUUUGAUGUCUUCACUAUUAUUCUACAAUGUAGAAAAUCGUAAAAAUAAAGAAAAACCCUUGAAUGAGUAGGUGUUCUAAAACCUUUGACCGGUAGUGUACAGUGUGGAUUAAACCCAAUAAUACAUAUUGUAAGAUUUUCUUACAGUACAUUUAAGAUAUCCAAGUUACUGUCCCAUGUUAUAGCACUUGGAUAAGUCUUAUAGUGGUGUAUCAGAGUCCUUUGCUGAUGGACAGUAUAUCUGAAACCUGAACCUGUUAUUGUUCAGGAGAGUUUGGGGAGGUGUGCAGCGGGAACCUGCGUCUCCCUGGGAAGAGAGAGAUCCUGGUGGCCAUCAAGACACUGAAGACGGGCUACACAGAGUGCCAGAGGCGGGACUUCCUAUCUGAGGCAUCCAUCAUGGGUCAGUUUGACCACCCCAACAUCAUCCACCUGGAGGGCGUGGUUACCAAGAGCGCCCCCGUCAUGAUCAUUACUGAGUUCAUGGAGAACGGAUCACUGGACUCCUUCCUCAGGGUCAGUACCGAUGUAGGAUCUUAAUUUGAUUACCUUGUUACAGGAGAAGUUUCCUAGUGUAUUUGAGUUUUAAAAAGGCUUCUGAAGUUUGCAAUUUCCACUUUGAAACUUCAGAUUUGACCCACUGGGCAUUUCAACCCCAAAAAUCAAUGUGAUGACAUUGAAUCAACAUGGAAAACUAAUUGGAUUUGCAAAAAGUCCUCAUUGUAAGAGCAUUUUAACCUAGUCCAUUGAUAUGGUGAAAUGUUUAGUACUUUAGUUUAUUUAGUAAAUAUUUUCUUAACUCUAUUUCUUGAACUGCAUUGUUGGUUAAGGGCUUGUAAGUAAGCAUUUCACCGUAAGGUCUACACCUGUUGUAUUCAGCGCAUGUGACAAAUAAACAUUUGAUUUGAUUUGGUUGAUUUCACAUUGAAUUCACGUUAGUUGACAACUCAACCAAAUGUAAAUCAAAACUAGACGUUGAGCUGACGUCUGUGCCCAGUGGGGAUGUUCCCUUACAAAAAAUGUUGCAACCCCUGUAGCAAACUGGCCCAAAUUAAGAUCCUAGAUAUGUAGGUCAGUGGGCCUCAGCAUCUCAAUACUCUGGAGAGAUCUCCUCUCCUUUUUUCCUUCCCUUCCUUCUUCCAGACAUGUAUCAGGUUAAAAUACAGUAGGUGGCUUUCACCUGUCUUCUCUUUUGGAUCAGUGCAAAUAAAUGGAAAGGUGACUAGAUUAGGAGAUUAGGAGAGGAGCAGCUAAGGGCUAGAUCUCUGCCUAAUCUCAUGAGUGAAUUUCAGAGAUAAUAAAUAGGACAGAAUCAAAAUUAUAUUUAGAUGUGAAGUAUUGUAGGUCAUAUGAAAUAUCAUAGUAACCAUACUGAUUUUUCAACUGCUUUUCAACAUCAAGAACCCAAUGGAUUCAAGAACACAGUGGCUGUCUCUCCUCCACAUCUACACUUUAUAGCUUUUUGGUUUUUGAUUAGCUCUGGUGGGUUUCUCACGGGCUGGCCCAGGUGUGAGGUGUGUAGAGUGGGCUUAGUUAGAUCAGGUGAGCUCACAGAUACAAGUGAUGAUCAGCCAGACACUCAAUUUUAUGUGGCUAACAACACUAGGGGAACUAAUAUGAGAACCAGCAUAAUUUUUUGGAAUGUGUACUGCACGCCUGAACACAUAUCAUAGAAUGUAGCAUAGCAUAGCAUUGCAUAACAUAGCAUAGCAUAACAUAGCAUAGCAUAACAUUGCAUAAUAUAGCAUAACAUAGCAUAACAUAACAUUGCAUAAUAUAGCAUAACAUAGUAUAACAUAACAUAGUAUAGCAAUAUAAAGUUUCAGUGUUUUUUUUUUAAAGCAAAAUGACGGGCAGUUCACGGUGAUCCAGCUGGUGGGCAUGCUACGUGGCAUUGCGGCGGGCAUGAAGUACCUAAAUGACAUGAACUACGUGCACCGGGACCUGGCUGCCCGCAACAUCCUGGUCAAUAGCAACCUGGUGUGUAAGGUGUCUGACUUCGGGCUCUCACGCUUUCUGGAGGAAGACACAUCAGAUCCCACCUAUACCAGUGCCCUGGUGAGUGUGGCUCUGUCCCAAUAUCCAUACUUCCAUACUAUGUAGUAUAAAGCAAUGUAUUUUGGGCAAGUUAGACACCACAAACACCAGUGUCCUGGUGAGUAUGGCUCUGUUCCAAUCAUAGAAAUAGACAAUAUUUCUAUGGUUCCAAUAUACACACUAGAAUGCCACUUAUUAUGAAGCAAUGUAUUGGGCAUGCAUUCUAAGUGGUAUGCUAGUAUGGAAAUGUAUCAGGUUUGAGAUUAUACAUGCAGGAUGCAUCCUAAUAGUCUAAAGUGGCUUCCUCUCCUCGGCUCAUUCCUUUCAUCACCAUUGAUUUGCAAGCAUAGGACACAGGAAAGCAAUAUCAGUGUCUCAACAAAGGAUUUGCUUUUACCUGUCCAGUGCUAUCAGAUCAGUGCAGAAGAAGACGACGAAACAACGCCACUUCUUGAGACUACUGAGAUCCACCCACAACCAAUGCUUUAUUUGCGGGCUGCAGUCCGAUUUUCUACCCUUCUCCUGAACUGUGCACUGAGUACUCCUUCUUAUAGAUUUAAAAGAAAUGGUCUGGUUUAAGAAAUAUGGUGGAAACUGACUCUAAAUCACUCUGGAGAAGAGGAUCUGCUAAAUUACCAAAUUGUAACUCCCUUCAGGCAUACUUGCACCAAUCCAAUACUUCUAAAUGCAUGAGGGGAGUGACCAAGUGCACAGUCCUGGCUGAAGGGUAGAGAAUUGGUAUGGAACACUUGUCUGUCUUUACAGGGAGGGAAGAUCCCUAUCCGAUGGACCGCCCCGGAAGCCAUUCAGUACAGGAAGUUCACCUCCUCCAGUGAUGGGUGGAGCUACGGCAUCGUCAUGUGGGAGGUGAUGUCAUACGGAGAGAGGCCCUACUGGGACAUGAGUAAUCAAGAUGUGAGUAUCCAGGAGGAGUCAUCAUCAUCAUCGUUUCACCUACAAUAUUAUUCCUAGAGCAGAUUAUUGCAGUCACUUGGAGAAAACAGAGAGAAAAGGGGGGAUGGAGCGAUUGAGACAGUGAGACACAUUCAGAGAGAGAGACAGUCUUACUAUACUUCAGGCUGUAUUAACCACAUGGGGAGAGAAACAAUUUAGGCCAAGGCUAUUGAUUUUCAUAUAAAUCUGUGCCAAUGCCCUGUAGGUGAUCAAUGCCAUAGAGCAGGACUACCGGUUGCCCCCGCCCAUGGACUGUCCUAGUGCCCUGCACCAGCUCAUGCUGGACUGCUGGCAGAAGGACCGCAACAACCGGCCCAAGUUCAGCCAGAUUGUCAACAACCUGGACAAGAUGAUCCGCAAUCCCAACAGUCUGAAGGCCAUGACGCCGCUGUCAUCAAGGUAAGGCACUCACGGGCUAUGUCUCAGUCAUCUUAAAUGGCUUCCAUCCUUUCCUCAUCUCCUUUCCUCAAUGACGACCACUAAUUUUAGUGGACUCUCCAGUCCAAGGAAAGGACUCAAGGAAAGGAAGCUGUAAAGGACAGACUCAUUUUUUAAAUUUAUUUUUAAUUUCACCUUUAUUUAACCAGGUAGGCCAGUUGAGAACAAGUUCUCAUUUACAACUGCGACCUGGCCAAGAUAAAGCAAAGCAGUGCGAUAAAAACAACAACAACACAGAGUUACACAUGGGAUAAACAAUACAUAAAGUCAAUAACACUAUAGAAAAUCUAUAUACAGUGUGUGCAAAUGUAGUAAGUUAUGGAGGUAACGCAAUAAAUAGGCCAUAGUGCAAAAUAAUUACAAUUUAGUAUUAACACUGGAGUGAUAGAUGUGCAGAAGAUGAUGUGCAAAUAGAGAUACUGGGGUGCAAAUGAGCAAAAUAAAAAAACAAUAUGGGGAUGAGGUAGUUGGGUGGGCUAAUUACAGAUGGGCUGUGUACAGGUGCAGUGAUCGGUAAGCUGCUCUGACAACUGAUGCUUAAAGUUAGUGAGGGAGAUAAGAGUCUCCAGCUUCAGAGAUUUUUGCAGUUCGUUCCAGUCAUUAGCAGCAGAGAACUGGAAGGAAUGGCGGCCAAAGGAGGUGUUGGCUUUAGGGAUGACCAGUGAGAUAUACCUGCUGGAGCGCAAACUACGGGUGGGUGUUGCUAUGGUGACCAAUGAGCUAAGAUAAGGCAGGGAUUUGCCUAGCAGAGAUUUAUAGAUGACCUGGAGCCAGUGGGAUUGGCGACGAAUAUGUAGUGAGGGCCAGCCAACGAGAGCGUACAGGUCACAAUGGUGGGUAGUAUAUGGGGCUUUGGUGACAAAACGGAUGGCACUGUGAUAGACUACAUCCAAUUUGCUGAGUAGAGUGUUGGAGGCUAUUUUGUAAAUUACAUCGCCGAAGUCAAGGAUCGGUAGGAUAGUCAGUUUUACGAGGGCAUGUUUGGCAGCAUGAGUGAAGGAUGCUUUGUUGCGAAAUAGGAAGCCGAUUCUAGAUUUAACUUUGGAUUGGAGAUGCUUAAUGCGAGUCUGGAAGGAGAGUUUACGGUCUAACCAGACACCUAGGUAUUUGUAGUUGUCCACCCGCCGAGUGAUUCUAGUCGGGCGGGUGGGUGAUUGAAGAGCAUGCAUUUAGAUUUACUAGCGUUUAAGAGCAGUUGGAGGCUACGGAAGGAGUGUUGUAUGACAUUGAAGCUCGUUUGGAGGUUUGUUAACACAGUGUCCAAGGAAGGGCCAGAUGUAUACAAAAUGGUGUCGUCUGCAUAGAGGUGGAUCUGAGAGUCACCAGCAGCAAGAGCGACAUCAUUGAUAUACACAGAGAAUAGAGUCGGUCCGAGAAUUGAACCCUGUGGCACCCCCAUAGGUCAAUUAGAAAGGCCUGCUCGCUGAAGUGUUUUAGGGAGCGUUUGACAGUGAUGAGGGGUGGUCGUUUGACCGCAGACCCAUUACGGACACAGGCAAUGAGGCAGUGAUCGCUGAGAUCCUGGUUGAAGACAGCGGAGGUGUAUUUAGAGGGCAAAUUAGUCAGGAUGAUAUCUAUGAGGGUGCCCAUGUUUACGGAUUUAGGGUUGUACCUGGUAGGUUCCUUGAUAACCUGUGUGAGAUUGAGGGCAUCUAGUUUAGAUUGUAGGAUGGCCGGGGUGCACUGUUUCAUCUGAGGCUCUUUGAUUCACUGUUUCUUUCUCUUUUCUCCUUAUCUUUUUUGGUUUGCUUUGGGUUGUCACUGGGUUCUCAAUGGAUUUGUUUGGGUUCUCAAUGGGUUUUCAAUGGAUUUGUUUGGGCUCUCACUGGGUUCCUCUCCUGUUCCUAGUGUUCACCUACCUCUGCUAGGCCGCAGUACGCCUGACUUCUCCAGCUUCAGCACCGUGGAUGAGUGGCUGGAUGCCAUCAAGAUGGGCCAGUACAAGGAGAACUUUGCCAAUGAGGAGUUCACCAGCUUCGAUGUGGUCUCACAAAUGACCACAGAGUAAGUUAACCUCUCCAGACAACCUCCCCCUGCUAAAUGUGUCCUAGACUGUGUUGAAUGUGUUUUAGACUGAUCUUAAUGUGUCAUAGACUGUGCUAAAUGUGUCAUAGACUGUGUUAAAAGUGUUCUAGACUGUGCUAACUGUGCUAAAUCUGGCCUCAUAAACUGUACUAAAUGUGUCCUAGACUGCUGUGUUGCUGAUUGCUUUCUCUCUCUUCACAGGGACAUCCUCCGAGUAGGGGUGACGCUAGUAGGCCACCAGAAGAAGAUCCUGAACAGUGUCCAGUCCAUGCGGGCCCAGAUGAACCAGAUCACCUCUGUGGAGGUCUGA